Molecule: messenger RNA, 5397 nt
Organism: Perca flavescens (yellow perch)
Lineage: Eukaryota; Metazoa; Chordata; Actinopteri; Perciformes; Percidae
Product: protein FAM222B
Exons: 4
Coding region: 186-2225 (679 amino acids)
Source: RefSeq, a predicted model, not a curated record
CUGCUGCCGUAGCCCACAGACUAGACAGCAGCAGCAGCACGAAUAUCCAACACCGGGGAUGGUCUCAUCACUUUUAAAAAACACUAUCGACGUUAUAUCUCCACAAAAUGAAGUUCCCUUACUCAUAGGUUCGCGAGGAUAUGGUGAGGAGAAGGUGUCCCAUGCUGCAUUAGUGGAACAGUGACAUGCUGGCCUGUCUGCCAGCAUCAGGUGACCCUACCAUCAGACUUCUCUCCCGCACGCAGAUGAACACUGGACUUCAGAAAUGGGAAACUACACAGAAGAUGAGAUCUGCCAACUAUCCAACCCCAGCAGAGUUGGAUGCCUAUGCUAAGAAAGUUGCCAACAACCCUCUGACCAUCCAGAUCUUCCCCAACAGUGUCAAAGUACCUCAAAGGAAGCACAUUCGCCGCACAGUCAACGGGCUCGACACCUCCUCGUCCAGCCAGCGCCACAGCCCCUACCCGUCUCAGGUCUGCUCCAGUCGGGGUCUGCUGGCUGUCCUUCGUACGCCCGCCAAAGGCGUCAAAGAGUCCGACGCUAGCCGCACCCGGCAGCUUCAGAAGGGCGUCAUGAACCCUCACGGAGGGCCGUACGCCGCUCAAAGCACUUUAAAUCUUCCUCAGCCUGCUCCGCACCUACAGGGCCUGGCUCAGCCCGCGGCCCAGAAGCAGGGCAUGGUUCACCCACAGGCGCUCCAUCAAAGCGUGACUCAUCAGAUGACUUUACAGCUGCCUCAAACCGUGCCGCACCCACAGGCUUUACAGCAUAGGAACAUGGCUCAUUCGCAAGCUCUGCAGCGGCAGCAGAGUCUGUCCCAGGUCCAGACACCGCAGCAAAGAUUGGCUCCUGCGCAAGGCAUCCCGAGGCAGCAGAGUCUGCCUCACACCCAGGCUCUACAGCAGCAGCAGCAGCAGCAGCAGAGCCAGUCUUGUCCACCAGUCGCACCUCAGCAGCACCUCUCUCAUCUGCAGACACUAAAGCAUCAGGCGGCUCCCCCGCAAGCUUUACUUUCACAACAGGGAGCCACUCAGGAUCUGCGCCACAUGUCCGAUGGAGCCCAGCUUCCGAGCCUCCAGCACAGCCAGGGGCUGGUCGGCUCCCAGCCGCCUCCCCAGGCCGUGGGCACAGGACCUCCCGCCGUGCCCGGCAGCCUCCAGCAGCCCACGCCGGGGGCAUACGGGCCCCGGAAGCUCCCCGACGCAGACGCCCCACCAAAUGUAACUGUAUCUACCUCCACCAUCCCACUGUCCAUGGCGGCCAGCCUGCAUCAGAACCGGCCGAGCGACCUAAGCAGCAUCGUGCACCAAAUCAACCAGUUGUGCCAGGCGCGGGCCGGUAUGGGCGCCACCUCGGUCUGCGAGGGCCAGAUCGCGAACCCCAGCCCCAUCAGCCGCAACCUGCUGAUCAACGCCAGCUCCAGGGUGUCCUGUCACCACCCGGCACUGGGCUCCGUGCCCAGCUGCCUCAUGGUGGGACCCCCAGACAAAGCUACAGCUCAGACUCCCAACGCUGCUCUCCAUUCACAGCCCAGUAUUGCUGCUACUAAUAGCAUACCUGCCUUUCACGCAGACCCAGAGAAGGUACAUCUGCAGCAGCAGCAACAGCUGCAGCACCAUUUACAUCAGCAGAAACAGCAGCAGCAGCAGCAGCGCUCCUGGGCCCAGCAUCAGCUGGCCCACAUGCAGCAGCCUCCCGAGGGGGCACAUCCCUGCAAGAACCCAAGGAUGGAGCCUCCGAGCGAGUGCGCCUUCCCCUCUCGAAACCUCAGCUAUUCCAACAAGCUGCCCAACACCGCACAGUCCUUUCCCCUAAAACACCCCGCGGAAAAGCCGCGGCCUUCGUCCCCCGUCAACUGCCCGGUAGGUUCUAUGCCUUACGUUAACGGCCACUACAUGCAGCCGCCGUGGAGCGGCAUUCCCGCCACAGCAGGUAACAAUGGAACGGGCCCUCAGGACCUCCCGGUGGCCUUCCAGGGAGGGCAGGCCGCCGCUGCCUCCACGGACCGCGUCCGAGGGGCGAAGUACAGGCCGGGGAAAGAGGGUCCUCCCGGCCAGCCCAAGAUGAUGCAGAACGUGGAUUUCUUAGGAGGGGACUUCCAGAUGCCCAGCUUCCAGGAGCAGAACAUGGCUGUGUUGGAGAAGAUGCACAGGUCAGCCAUGGGCCAAGUUCAGGAGCCCAAUAAUGGUGGGGGUGUUCACGCUCAUCACCCAGGCUACCGUUAAAGCGUGCGCGUAUCCACCACCCACCCGUCCCUCUUGGUGUGUUUUCCAAAACAGCCACUUUCAGCUUCUGUGGUUCAUUCUCUAUUUAAGAUCUUGCAAGUGAUCAAUUAACAUUUUAUUGCUCCUAGGGAUGUUAAUGAUUAACCGUUAACCGACAAUAAGAAUUGAUAAGACCGAUUCAGUACUCUCAGUUGAAAACUACUGUUGAAAAAAACUAUUCCAACAAAAAUAAGUUAACAUUUUUGCAUGAUUAAAAGAACAAUAGGCUAUACAAUGCUAGUUAAUUUGCUGGUGCUAACUUUGAACCAGCAAGUUGCAUUUCAGGCUGCUCUUUUUUUUUUUUUCUUUCUCCUGUUAAGUUUGAGGCUCUCUGCUGAAACAACGCUCGCAGCGGAGAGCUACGCGACACCUGCUUCUGUAUCAAUGAGGACCGGCAGGUUAAAAUGGGCCCGUCCUACGCGCGGCAUACCAGGCAGACACGCAGCUGGGCACCUGGCCAGGUGGAUGCGGUGGAAGACGGGCUCAGACUUGCGUCGGCUGCACGUGUCCACGACGGUGAACGGAACAUUUUGUCCGUGCGACUGGUACAAGUCUGCAGCUGAACCGCGGGAGUGCCGAAAGUUAUCGGACGGGUGAACCCCGUUGUCGGUUAACGGUUAAUUGUCGGCUAACGAGGGCUGGCUAUCGAAGAAUCGGACGAUUAGCAUCCCUAAUUGCUCCAGAACUCGAUUUGUAGACCCAGCAGGUUGUGACGUUUCAAAGUAUUCCUCAGGUCUUAAGCCAUGUCGUACCUUUGUUGCAGAUGAAGGGUUUUUGAGAUUGUCGUCCACUGUUGAGUAGAAUUCCUCUUUUCAUCACUGGCAUGGAUGUGCUGCUCUUUGUUCAUGUAUAUAUGGUGUUCUAAAAUAUUAAUUUGCAGCUGAGAAUAUGCUUGCCAUGUGAUCGUCACAGUGCUUUUUCUUGGUUGACAUGGAACAACUCAACUUUUUUUUUUUUUUUUUUUUUCUUCAGCAUUUGUGGCCUUACAACUGCCCAAAGGCAAGAUUUAGGAUGUCCUUGUGUAAUAUUUUUAUUUGCAAUUAUUUAUCCUCUUGACAGGUUUGUGAUCCAUUUUAAAUAAGGUUACUUGUAUAUGCAAUUAGUAAGACUGUUGAUAUAAUAAGGUUGUGAGGCGUACACUCGUUGACGAGCCACAACUCCCAUCAGGAACCCGACAUGGUUUCUGAACUGCACCGUGAGUGGUUCAGGCACUUUUUGCGUGGUUCCGCAGGUGAUCAGUGUGCAAAAACGGUUAACUACCACUGUUAAACCGAACUUUAGUAGAGAUGCACCGAUCCGUAUCACUGACAAUGGGGCCGAUCGAUUCAAUUCUCCGUUUAUAUACAUUAUUCAUUACAUACCGGGAUUUAAAUGAGCAAUAUGUUGCUGCAUUUUGAAGUUUUUUUUUUUUUGCUUAGUUGCCGCGGCAGGAUUUAUUUUAAUUAAUAACAAUUCAGUAAAUGUAUGUAUGUAUGUUUUAGUUAGGAAAGCAGUGUUUGAGUCCAGCCUGAUGUUGCCUGUGUAAUCCCAGUCACUUCAUACAACCGAGCCGUACCCGACUCAGAAAUUGUCAGUUGAUUCGGAUUUGGCUGUUUUUAAUACGAAUAUUAUUGGAAAAAGUUGCAUCGGUGCAUCUCUAAAUUUUAGUUUAAAUAAAAAUAAGACAAAAUCAGCACUGGCUAACAUGUCACAUUCUCCAUGUAGUUUCUCUUAGGUUUGGGAAGUCUAAAGUGCCCUCUUGUGUCUUCUAUUAUGAGAAUUGCUUUUGAAGUAGUUAUAUUAUUAUUAUUAUUAUUAGUUUUUUUGUCGUAUUUCCGUAGACUGUCCUACUUGAACUGUAGAAAUCACUUUUUAAAUGUUAUGCCUAACAUUUGGCAAAAGGAGCAGAAACUCCAUUAGCCCCUUAUUUGUCUGUAGCUAAUGUGAAACAGAAUGGCAUCCCAUUAAUAUUAGAAUGGUGUGUAUGUGAAAAGCAAAAUUGAUCACUUGCAAGCAUGCAAGUUACUACAAAUAAUGCAAGCUAGGGAAAUGCUUCACUUCCCUUCCAACACAUUUCCUCGCCACUUUACUACUGUAACACAAGUGAACUGACGUGGGGUGGACAUUAUCCGUGUGGCGUGUGGUGGGCCAAUACUCUACUAAUCACUGGCCUUACCCUGUGUUGUUUUUCUGCUACCUAUAAAAGAAGAAAGUGAACAUUUAAUGUAGGUUAUGUCUUUGCUAGAUGUGUCUAGCAUGAAGCUCUGGACCCAUUUCCUCCUCUGAGUUCUUUUUCGGGUUGAUGUUGCCUGGGCAUAUGUUGCUCUGCUAGCCUCAAGCCUUCUGGAAAAAGCCUUAAAUGUCACAGUAGAUAUCCUCUAUUUAAUACUUCCCUUAACUGACUUCCUUUGCCGGGAUCCCAACUUAAGUAUAUGGCUUCAUUGUGAGAAGUUAUAUAUUUUCUUUUAUUCUCUGAGCUUUUGGCUUCAUUGGAAAAUGUGUACCGUCAGAUCAGUGGGCGGUGGUCAUAUGUCUAUGGGCAGUGUGUGAAUGGGUGAUAUUGCCUUAAAUGGAAAUAUUAAGGUGAUGUUACUCGGACUUUAUCCUACGGUCUCAAAUGUUGCCUAUCAAGGAUUUUAAAGGGUCAUUCGUUGUUUUGUAUUUCAACCAGGACCCUAUUUUCCCCAUGCAUUGGUGUUCAAGUGACAAAUGUGAACGUAAAUCUUUGAGAUGGGUCCCGUAUCGAGCGAGGAACACUACAGCGGCAGUCACCAACGGGGCUGCAGCGUUAGCCUCUAGGGCAAAUGCGCUAGUUUCCGUCCACUAAAAGUGCAGUUUUUGCCACCGAUGCUCAGGUUGUUAUUCUAAGUGUCUGAUUAUGGAAAGGAUCCCCACAGAGAUCGUGUUGUUAACGAGUAAGACCCUUUUUGUUUAACGUGAAACCUCUGCGAAAUCUCCAUCACCAAACCCAGACGCCAUUUUAAACCGUACUUUCGUGGCGUUUUUCCACUACGUGGUACCUGCUCGACUCGCCUUUUUGGUUUUCCAUUAUGAAAAAAGAAGUCCCCUGCACUUGCCGGCAGGUACUUUUUUUAGUGUCACCUCCGUCGAGGUUCCCAGCGAGCUGAGGCAAUACCAAAAGGUGACGUGAGAA